AUGUUGUCAAGAUCUUACCUAAACGUUUCGAGAACUGUUCUUUACAGACCAUCUAUGGUGAUUGCUCAACGCAGCGCAUUCCACACUACUAGAUUCACACAAAAGAGUGCUACUGAAGUUGUCAAGGAAAAAUUGGACACUUUGAACAAAAAAAUUGGUCAAGUAGCUGCAGAAGGUAUUGAAAAAACACAGGAAGCCACUCAUAAGGCCGGUGAUGUUGCUCAAGAAGCGAAGGAAAAAGCCAGCCAGAAAUUGGGUGAAACUGAAGAACUUUCGAGAAGUUCCAAGGCUGAAUUGAAGGACAAAGCUCAAAGCACUAUGGGCCGUGCAGAGGACAAGGCUGAGGAUUUGGGCAAGAAGGCCGAAAAUGUCGGUAAGGACGUCAAGAAAGGUGCUGCUAGAAAUAUCGAAGAUGCCCAGGAUUACGUCGACAAGAAGACCAAGUAA
Messenger RNA from Torulaspora delbrueckii, 447 nucleotides. RefSeq lists its product as uncharacterized. The transcript has a single exon. NCBI's taxonomy places the organism in Eukaryota, Fungi, Ascomycota, Saccharomycetes, Saccharomycetales, Saccharomycetaceae. The coding region runs from base 1 to 447 and encodes 148 amino acids. The record is from RefSeq and is a predicted model, not a curated record.